GAGGAAUUCUUCUUACCCUCUGCUUGUCACACUGAUCUCACACACUCUCCGCUGGACUUGGGGCUACUACUUGCUGCAUCUGAAAGGCUGAAACUCUCUGGGAAUAAAGAAUCCUUGUAACAAUGCCAGAACCCACCAAGAAAGAUGAAACUGAAAAUGAAAGUGCACCGCCACCUCCAGAACAAAAAACACCACAGGAGGGUGGAAAUGAAAAGGGUAAAGAUGAAGAUGACACUUCAGUUAGUACUCCACCAGCAGAUGGGAUGUCUAAGCCAGCGGAAAGAAAGGAUUCAGUAUGGUCUCUUGGAGAAGGAGCUCCAGAGGAGUCAGAAAAGCGUGAUGACUCCCAAAGAUCCACUUUAUUCGUCGAGAAACCUCAGAGUGGAACAGUGAGUGUUGGUGGGAAUAUUACAUUUAUAGCCAAAGUAGAAGCCAAAGAUCUUCUCCGAAAGCCAAAUGUUAAGUGGUUUAAAGGAAAAUGGAUGGAUCUGGCCAGUAAAGCGGGGAAGCACCUGCAGCUGAAGGAGUCCUUCGAGCGCCACACUAAGAUUCAUACAUUUGAGAUGCAGAUCAUCAAAGCUAAGGAAAACUAUGCAGGGAACUAUCGCUGUGAAGUAUCUUACAAGGACAAAUUUGAUAGCUGCUCUUUUGACCUUGAAGUCACUGAAUCUUCCCAAGCUGCUCCAUCCAUUGACAUCAGAUCUGCUUUCAAAAGAAGCGGUGAAGGACAAGAGGAUGCAGGAGAACUUGACUUUAGUGGUCUCCUGAAACGUAGGGAGGUUAAGCAGCAAGAGGAAGAGCCUGAGGUGGAUGUGUGGGAUCUGCUGAAGAACGCGAAUCCCAGCGAGUACGAGAAGAUCGCUUUCCAGUACGGCAUCACCGACCUGAGGGGGAUGCUGAAGCGCCUGAAGCGCAUGCGCAGGGAGGUGAAGAAGAGCGCAGCUUUUGCCAAAGGCCUCGAUCCUGCAUACCAGGUGGACAAAGGAGGUAAAGUAAGAUUCAUGGUGGAGCUAGCAGAUCCAACAGUGGAACUCAAGUGGUAUAAAAAUGGCCAAGAAAUACGACCAAGUGCAAAAUACAUUUUUGAGCACAAAGGAAACCAGCGAAUUUUAUUCAUCAAUAACUGCACGAUGACAGACGAUGCUCGCUAUUACGUAACAGCUGGUGAUGAGAAAUGCUCCACAGAACUGUUUGUGAGAGAUCCGCCAAUUUUGGUGACCAAAGGCCUGGAGGAUACCAACACCUAUGUUGGUGAACGAGUAGAGCUGAGCUGUGAAGUGUCUGAGGAUGAUGCAAAUGUGAAAUGGUUUAGAAAUGGCGUAGAACUUUCCAACGAUCCUAAAUCUCGGUAUCGAAUUAAGGUUGAGGGUAAAAAACACACUUUGGUCAUAGAGGAAGCUGCCAAAAAUGACACUGCAACUUACUCAGUGAUGACAACUGGAGGGCAAUCAGAAGCCAAGCUUUCAGUUGACCUGAGACCUCUGAAGAUAUCACAUGCACUAGAAGACCAGACUGUGAGGCUGGGACAGGAAAUCCACUUGAAGUGUGAGAUAUCUGAGAAUGUGGAAGGGAAAUGGUACAAAAAUGGGCAGCUGAUUGAAGCUAGUGACCGUGUAAAGCUUUAUCACAAAGGAAGAAUCCACAGAUUUGUUAUACCAGUUUCUGCUGUUGAUGACGAGGGUGAAUACAUGUUUGUGCCAGAUGCCUACAACAUCAAUAUUCCAUGCAAAGUACAUGUUGUGGAUCCACCUAAACUUCACCUGGAUGGUCUUGGGGAAAACAACACUGUGACAGUAGUGGCAGGAAACAAACUACGACUUGAGAUCCCCAUCACUGGUGAACCACCUCCAAAAGUCUUUUGGAGUAGAGGGGACAAGAUGGUCACAGACAGUGGAAGAAUACGGGCAGAGUCGUACCCAGACAGCAGCUGCCUGGUCAUUGAUGCAGCUGAGAGGGACGAUUCAGGUCCUUUCAGAAUCACCUUAAAGAAUGAGGCUGGAGAGGACACAGCCCUAAUCAACAUUAAAGUGGUUGAUGUUCCUGAUCCUCCUCAGGCACCAAAUGUGACUGAGGUGGGUGAAGACUGGUGUAUUAUGACUUGGGAACCUCCAGCAAAUGAUGGUGGAUCACCCAUUCUAGGAUAUUUCAUUGAGAGGAAAAAGAAACAAAGCUCCAGGUGGAUGAGGCUGAAUUUUGAACUGUGUAAGGAAACAACUUUUGAGCCAAAGAAAAUGAUUGAAGGUGUUGCUUAUGAGGUCCGUGUGUUUGCUGUCAAUGCCAUCGGCAUGUCCAAGCCAAGCAUGCCUUCCAAGUCCUUUGUUCCUUUAGCUGUUACCAGCCCCCCAACUCUGCUGGCAGUGGACAGCGUGACCGACACCUCGGUGACAAUGAAGUGGAGGCCCCCAGACCAGAUUGGGGCGGCAGGGCUGGACGGCUACGUGGUGGAAUACUGCUUUGAAGGAACUGAUGAAUGGAUCGUGGCUAACCCAGAGCUGACAGACAAAACAAAGUUUACCAUCAAUGGCCUUCCAACUGGCUCGAAAAUCCUUGUGAGAGUAAAAGCUGUGAAUGCUGCUGGAGAAAGUGAGCCCAAGUACCACCCACAGCCUAUUUUAGUCAAGGAAGUGAUAGAACCUCCAAAGAUUCGUCUACCAAGACACUUAAAACAAACCUAUACUCGAAGAGUUGGAGAAACUGUGAAUCUUGUUAUUCCUUUCCAGGGAAAACCAAGGGCGAAAGUAUCGUGGGAGAAGAAUGGUUCUCCAAUUGACAAGAACGACAUCAACAUCCGCAACACGGAGCAGGACACCAUCAUCUUCAUCCGGAAGGCAGAGCGGGGCCACUCCGGCGAGUACGACAUGAAAGUGGAGGUGGAGAACCUGGUGGACAAAGCCACGAUAGAUAUUCAGAUCGUUGAUCGCCCAGGCCCACCAGAGGUUGUGACUAUUGAGGAUGUCUGGGGAGAGAAUGUGAAUUUAUCAUGGAAGCCACCAAAAGAUGAUGGCAAUGCUGCCAUUACUGGGUACACUAUUCAAAAAGCAGAUAAGAAGAGUAUGGAGUGGUUCACCGUGAUCGAGCACUACCACCGCACUAGCGCCACCAUCAACGAGCUGGUCAUAGGCAACGAGUACUACUUCAGGGUCUUUGCUGAGAACAUGUGCGGCCUCAGCGAGGAUGCAACCAUGACCAAAGAGAGUGCUCUGAUUGCAAAGGAUGGUAAAGUCUACAAAUACCCAGUUUACGAUGACUUUGACUUCAGCGAGCAGCCGCUGUUCACUCAGCCCCUGGUGAACACGUUUGCUGUGGCUGGUUACAAUGCCACCCUGAACUGCAGCGUCCGGGGCAACCCCAAGCCCAAAAUAACGUGGAUGAAAAACAAAGUGCUCAUCAUGAAUGACCCAAGGUACCGGAUGUUCAGCAAUCAAGGUGUGUGUACCUUGGAGAUCCGCAAACCCAGCCCCUACGAUGGAGGCACUUACACCUGCCGAGCAGUCAACGAGCUGGGAGAGGCAGAAGUGGACUGCAAACUGGAAGUAAGAGUUACACAGUAAGGAUUUUUGAAUGUAUAUUGUCAUCUAAGGUGGGCUUUCAUUCUUCAAGCUAUUAAUGGAUGGAGUGCCUCCGCACAUCAUUGACUCGUAUAUGCGUGAAGUGCAGGCAGACAAAACUGAAGGGAAGUGAGAGUCCGUCCACAGUGCUUCCUCCCACUGCACUGGAAGCUGGUAGCAGAAUAACAACAUUUUAGUUCUUGCAACGACAGAAAAACAUGUGUGGUGGGGGAUUUUAUGACUUUUUUUCUUUUCCUUAAUUGUCCUUUUGUUUUCCCUACCUGCUCUUACUGAAAAGAAAGAAUUACGCAUGGAUUGCUUUGAGGUUGAAAUGAAAUGAACUGAAGACAACACGCGUUUUGUAAUGUUCGGCUUUAUUUUGUUUGAUACCGUGUUCUGUUUUUUAAUGAGGAAAGAGGGGAAGCUGUGUAACAAGCAUAAGGAGGCAGUCAGUCUGUUCUCAGUGGUACAAAGCGUAUCUUUCUCAGACUGGAAGUACAUGGAUUAGCCAGUAGAUGUGCAAUAAGAUCCUUGGAAUACAUACCUCUGAUAAUGUAUCUUAUUCACCUGAGAAUUGUUUAACAGAAUAUGGUUUUACUAUAAUGUAACUAAUGCAUAUGUAAUUAAUGAUCAUUUAAGCUGAACAUAUCUUCCUAUAGAAGUUUUGAUUUCCUAAAUCCAACCCAUUGGUCUCUCAAUUUAACUGAAAUUGUUUUAUUUAAUGUACAAUAAACAUGAAGUGUUUAAGAUCUA
Molecule: messenger RNA, 4301 nt
Organism: Pyrgilauda ruficollis (rufous-necked snowfinch)
Lineage: Eukaryota; Metazoa; Chordata; Aves; Passeriformes; Passeridae
Gene: MYBPC1
Product: myosin binding protein C1
Exons: 31
Coding region: 123-3551 (1142 amino acids)
Molecular function (GO): protein binding
Source: RefSeq, a predicted model, not a curated record